AUGUCGUUCAUCUACAACUACUUCGCCUGUGACAACUUGACCCCUUCCGAGAAGGAGAACGCUGCCGCCUUGAAGGCCAUCAUCAAGACCAACAAGACUGCCCUCAAGUCCGAGAUUAAGCAGUACGACACCGACUGCAAGCAGACCGUCAAAGAGGCCGAAGCCGAGUACAAGCGUGUCAAGAAGCAGGCCGAGGAGACCAUGUAUCGCCAAACACUGGAUGCAGUCAACCGCGAGAUCGAGGUCAUUAUGGCGACGGACGAGUACAAGGGGUCGGAUGAGAAGACCAAGGCCAAAAUGGUCCAGUUCCAGUCCUGGGUCGGGUGUGCGGGUUAUAAGUGCCUUGGUGCUGAGAGGGAGAGGGAGGAGAAGGAGGAGAAGGACCAGGAGCAGGAAUUGCCUCGUUACCAGGAUGAGGCGCCUGUCUCUGGUGCCACCUCGUACCCCGCCGAGAAAGAGGUCCUCCAAUCAGCUUAG
This is a messenger RNA of Linnemannia hyalina, 477 nucleotides long. Lineage: Eukaryota; Fungi; Mortierellomycota; Mortierellomycetes; Mortierellales; Mortierellaceae. The record is from the annotation of a GenBank genome assembly.